CAUGUUAGAGUAAUUUUUUUUAAGAAGAAACCUCUUCAGAGACUGUGUCAUUCGUCAACACGAGGACGAGAGAAUAGGACGUGAGAGACAGAGAAGAGCAAUGGUUGAAUUCAGAUGGAUUCAAAUGUCUUUAUUCCUGAUCCUGAUGCUUCAGUUUCCAGCAACAACUGGACAACCUUCAUCUGUCACUGCCAGAUUUGGACAUGAUGUCACUUUGUCUUGUGGAAAUGUGAUAGAUGGACAGAAGAACUGUGACGGUACUAGCUGGACGUACAUGGAUUCAAUAGAAGAAGAAACAGUAGUUCUGGUUGAAUUUGGAGAGAUCAGAUCUAAACCAGACAGACUGAGAGUUACAACAAACUGUUCUCUAGUUAUAAAGAAGGUCACAGAUGAUGGUGUUGGUCUUUACACCUGCAGAAAGUUCAAAUCAGGACGACAACAAGGAGCAGGGAUUAGGGUUAGUCUGUCUGUCAUGAACAUGACUGAACGUGAGGACAAUGACAAAGUCAUCUGGUCCUGCUCUGUGUUGGAUUAUUAUCCAUGUAGUCACACAGUGGAGUGGCUGUAUGAGGAUGAAGAGGAAAUACCAGACAUGCAAAUAUCGCCAGGACCUUGUUCUGACACCGUGACAUUUCCAUCAUCUCACCUUAAUCAGAGCAUUUAUGAGUUAUUGAAGUGUAAAGUGACAAAUAUUUACACUGAUGGCGUUCAGCUGUUCACCUUCAGCCCUCAGUCCUCAGGUGAAGAUGCAACGACAAAAUCACCACCAACAAAAACAACACAAGGUGGACAUGCAACGACAAAAUCACCACCAACAAAAAAAACACAAGAACAACACCCUGAAGCCAAAACACAUUCACAUUCUUCCCAUUUGUUGAUCUCCAUCAUUGUGUCUGUGGGUUUAGCAGCACUCUUAAUAGCUGUUGUUGCUGUCCUCAUGUGGAUUAAAAGUAAAGAGAACAAGGCACAGAUGGAAGAAAACGCUGUGCUGAAUGAUGAAGGUGAAGGUUCAAUGAUGUAUGAAAACCCUGGAGUCCCUUCUGCUAUAGUCAGACUCCACUGAUCAACAACUUCAACAUCAACUCACCACAAAGACGAGUCCACUGCUGUUAAACAUCAUCUCAUCACAUCUUCAUCUUAUUUGGUUCUUUCUUAUUUUUGUGUUUUUAAUUUUUGAACCAGCUGUAAAAACCUUUUCAUCUACAGUUAGAUUAGUAUAAACCACUGAACUGUAUCUCCAUAUAACAAGAAAUAUAAUCGAGAAGAAUUAUGUGUAUCGUUGUCAUAUUAAUGCUGUCUGUAACGAUUUAUCCUUGUGACUGGUUAAAUAAAUAAAUCACUGAGUACUGAUGAUCA
This is a messenger RNA of Mugil cephalus (flathead mullet), 1356 nucleotides long. RefSeq lists its product as uncharacterized. Lineage: Eukaryota; Metazoa; Chordata; Actinopteri; Mugiliformes; Mugilidae. The transcript is spliced from 8 exons. The record is from RefSeq and is a predicted model, not a curated record. Bases 101 to 1063 code for a protein of 320 amino acids.